Messenger RNA from Ailuropoda melanoleuca (giant panda), 7608 nucleotides. RefSeq names its product ATPase family AAA domain containing 5 (gene ATAD5). NCBI's taxonomy places the organism in Eukaryota, Metazoa, Chordata, Mammalia, Carnivora, Ursidae. Gene Ontology annotation, molecular function: DNA binding; ATP hydrolysis activity; ATP binding. The record is from RefSeq and is a predicted model, not a curated record. The transcript is spliced from 23 exons. Gene Ontology annotation, cellular component: nucleus. Bases 837 to 6524 code for a protein of 1895 amino acids.
UGAGACCAUGAUGGACUCCUAACAGCCCGCGAGGACGAAGUCCGUGGGAAGAACUGCCUCGUUAGCUCAACUAACGGUUAAAAGUCGCAAGUUCGGAUUCCGAAUGAGUGUAUUUCGAGGUAGGACGCUCGCCAAAAUAACAUUGCGUCUGGGAGAAAUGUAAUCAAAUUACUUCCUUUCUUGUAUUUUUCAAAUUUCCACUUUUGAAAAAGGGCUAGCCUGGGGCGUCAAAAAUCUAGAGUUUUAAUUCUGCGACCGACGGACUUAAAUCAAAUUACGUCCUCAUCCGUGAAAAGGGCGUCAGAAGUUCGAAUCUCGAAAAUUCCCCCUAGUUUGAAAUUUCACAGCGAGACCAAUCCCACCUCCGGCAUUUUCGCCGAAGACGUAUUUUGACCCUCUCUCUUCACCGUCCGCGCAGCCUCCUGAAGCAAUCGUAAGCCCCGCCCCCUGCGCUCCGGACGGCGCGAAAACCCAAUUGACAAGAACUCCCUCCAAAGCCCGCGGGUCCGAUCUGCUUUCGGCCUGCUUUCCCAGUCGGGAUCGCAAUCCCCGGCGCUGAGCCUGGGGCGCCCGCGUCGAGGGCACCCCGCGCUCGCCGGCCGCGUCCAAGAGUCCUCGCUGCCCGCGCUUUCUUACCGCCUCUUCCCGCGUACGACUCGGCUGAGCUGGGCCCAGCCUCCGCAACCGCUCCGGCCGGGUGGGCGCGGGGGAGUCGGAGACGGACCGCCGCGUCCCGGCUGCUCCCUCUGCGGGAGCUGGCCGCCUCCAUGGCCUCCAGGCUGGCGGGGCCCGGCCGCACAACGCCCUAGGAGCCGGCAUUCCGGGAAUCUGGGAGCAUGGUGGGGGUCCUGGCCAUGGCGGCGGCAGCUGCUCCCCCUCCUGUGAAGGACUACGAGAUUGAGGCAUGCAAAAAGCGAAGGAAAGAUGAUGACAGAUCUUCCUGCAAGACAAUUACAAAAUAUUUAUCACCAAUAGGGAAGACUGGAGACAGUGUUUUCUCUCCACCAAAAUCCAGUAAUAUUCUGGAUUAUUUUAGAAAGACUUCCCCCACAAAUGAGAAGACACGGUCAGCAAAAGAGAGCAAGAUGAAGUCAUCUGCACCAUUGCCUGCUGACUGUGGCAAGAACUGUAACACACCUUUGGAAAUGUUCUCAAAUCUAGAUUUUAAGAAGAGAGGAAAGAGAGUUAAUUUAUCUCAUCGACUAAAUAAUGUUAAAACUGAAAAUGAAUCUCCAAUUAAAAUUAGUGAUGAUAGCAAAGAAGACUCUAGUCUAAAUAAUGAUUUUGUAGAAAGUAGUACUUCUGUUUUACUCUACAAGAAACGUGUAGAGGUACUUGCAGAAGGUAGUCAAGAUAAAAAACAGUCAAGCACUAUGACCUCCAUAAAAAGCUCUAAGAAAGUGAAUCCUAAACAAAGGAUCACAAAAAACGAUUGCAAAAAAAUGAGAAAAAGGAAGCACAGGGAUAUAAUAGAUCUAUCCGAAAGCUUACGGUUGGCGGAGGAGCUAAAUCUCCAUCAAAAAGAUGGUAAAGAUAGGAAGCAGAUAACUCCUUCCCUAACUAAUGAGAUCGAGAGUACUGCAAAUGAUGCGGACUCCAGAGGUGAUAUAACUAGAACAGCCCACUUAAAUGAUAGUACGAUUACUGUCUCCUAUGAGGAGUUUUUAAAAAGUCACAAGGAAAAUAAAGCAGGACACAUACCAGACUCUACAGUGUCAAUUUGUAUUCCCUCUGAAACUGUUGAAGAUAUGGUCAAAAGUGGUUGUGUAAGUGAUGCAGAGACCUGUGAAAUUUCCCAACAUGUACGCUAUAAGACAGUCACUGUUCUUGCACAAGUUCACCCCAUUCCCCCGAGAAAGACAAGGAAAAUACCCUCCAUUUUCUUGAAACAGAAGCAGUUGGAAAUGGAAAAUAGUCUGUCUGAUCCUGAGAAUGAACAGACUGUUCAGAAAAGAAAAUCUAAUGUUGUCAUACAGGAGGAAGAGUUAGAAUUGGCAGUGUUGGAAGCUGGAAGUGCGGAGGCCGUGAAACCAAAAUGCACUCUAGAAGAAAGACAGCAGUUUAUGAAAGCAUUUAGGCAGCCGGCAUCUGAUGCACUUAAAAACGGGGUCAGAAAGUCUUCUGAUAAGCAGAAAGAGCUCAGUGAAAAAUCCUUAAAUGAGGAAGGAAGAGACAGUAAUUCUAAAAAAAUCACGGAAGAUCCUAACAUUCAGGUGGUUUCAGAUUAUGGCAAUUCACCGUCACGCACCGAGAAAGGAAGUUUUCCUAACGAGACAGGUAAAAAGCUGAAGAAAAAAGAUCAGAAAAUGUCAGAUACUGGUACCACUCCAGGUGGAAACAGACAGGGCAAUAUUCAAAAGAAAGCGGCGACUUUUUCCUUUAGAGAUAAGCAGAAUCAAAAUAGACUUAGAAUGAGUUUAAGGCAAAAGAAAACAGAAGUUUUCAAAAACAGCACAUUAUUUAGCAGUGAGAGUCUUACUUGUAAAGAUUUAGCAAAUGACCCGCUAAAGAUUUCCUCUCCAUGUAACAAGAAGUCUUCAAGAAAAACCAGCAUGCCAGUUAAGGAUAAGGUUAUACAUUCUGAAGCUGAAACUGAAGACAGUUUGGUAAAUGUUUCCACACCCAAGCCAACCAGGAAAUCUGUAAGAACCAGCAGCACACCUACUUCAGUAGUCAUUAGCUGUACCGAUUCUGAAGAAGGUAGUCCUGGAAAGCUUUCCACUCCAAAAACAGCCAACUUACCAGAAAAGCACAGUUUAUAUACAGCAGAAUUAAUAACAGUACCUUCUGACUCAGAGAGCCCUAUUAGAAUGAAAUUCACCAGAAUUAGUACUCCUAAGAAGUCUAAGAAAAAACCUAAGAAACGAUGUGAAAAAUCUGAAGCAACUGAUGGAGAUUUUACUUCUCAGACCAGAAAGGCAAGCAGUGCUUCAAAAAAUGUAUCUAAAGCAAAACAAUUGAUUGAAAAAGCAAAAGCUUUACACAUUAGUAGGUCAAAAGCUACUGAAGAAAUAGUGACACCCUUGAGACGUUCAUCUAGACAUCAGACACUUUCUGAAAAGCAAUUGUCAGAAACAGAAGACUCUGUAAUAAUAAUAGAUUCAGACUAUACUUCUUUAAAGCAUCCUGAGAAAAAUCAGAAGAAACUUCAGUGUCUGAAUGAUGUGCUAGGAAAAAAACUAAGCAAGACUCCUAAAAAUGUGCCUGGGAAAAUGAAAGUUGCUCCUUUAUUUCUUACCAGAAAGGCUCAAAAAACAGCUGAUCCUAUUCUUGGUUUUGAUGAAAGCAGUCAAGAUACACCUGAAAAGUCUCAGGAUUGUGAUGUGCAGUUUAAAGCAAAGCGUGACUUUCUAAUGAGUGGUUUGCCAGAUUUGCUGAAACGACAGAUCGCAAAGAAAGCUGCUGCAUUAGAUGUGUACAACAUCGCAAGCACUAGUUUCCAGAGAGUCGUCCACGUACAGCAGAAAGAUGAUGGUUGCCAUUUGUGGCAUUUGAAACCACCCACUUGCUCUCUCUUAACCAAACUUAAAGAACUGAAUACUAAAGUAAUAGAUCUCUCAAGAUGUGUUCUUGCUCUUGGUGAAUUUUCAACAUUGAAUUCAAAUUCUAAAAUUACUAAUUCUGCUGUUGGGUUUUUGGAGAGAAGGAAAGAUUUGACUGAAGAAGUAAGAAACCUUUUGCUGGAGGAAAUUAGUUGGUCAAAUCCUGAAUUUUCUUUGAGGAAAUAUUUUUCUUUGCUUCUAAAAAAACGAAGUGAGCACCAGCUGCUUUCUGAGUGUCACCGUAAACAAGAAAGUCCACAACGAGAGCCCGAUGUCAGUCAAAAAGAAACCAAAAGGAAACGAGUGGAAACAGAAAUUCAUAAGUCAAAAAGAAAGAAACCAAACGAGUAUUCACAAAGUCCGAAAAAGAUAAAUGGGAAACCAGAAGAACUUGACAAAAGAAACAGCUCCACUGGGAUAAAGCUAGACUCUUGUAAAGGCCUUCUUUCUAAAACAUCCAGGAAGAGACAAACUGCUUUGAGUACAACAUGUAAACUAGAAACAGAAGCAGUUGAAGAUCCCGAUGUUCCGAUGAUGGGUGAUGGCAGAGAGCCUCCCUCAGAAAGAUCUCCUGCUCCUGAUUCUGGAAUUGAAGACAUGCUUUGGACAGAAAAGUAUCAACCUCAGAACUCCAGUGAACUCAUAGGCAAUGAGCUAGCUAUAAAAAAGUUACAUAGUUGGUUGAAAGACUGGAAGAAAAGAGCUGAAUUGGAAGAAAGACAGAAUUUGAAGGGAAAAAAAGAUGAGAAACUGGAAGAUCUAUCGGAUAGCAUAGAUUUUAAAGGCAGUUCGGAUGACGAGGAGGAGAGUCGCCUCUGCAAUACUGUUCUUAUAACAGGGCCGACGGGAGUGGGGAAGACCGCGGCCGUGUAUGCCUGUGCUCAGGAGCUUGGAUUCAAGAUAUUUGAAGUCAAUGCGUCUUCUCAGCGCAGUGGUAGACAAAUUCUAUCUCAACUGAAGGAAGCUACUCAGUCCCAUCAAGUGGACAAGCAAGGUGUAAACUCCCAAAAACCUUGUUUUUUUAAUAGUUACAACCUAGGCAAGUCACCAAAAAAAUUAAGCUCCCCUAAGAAAGUUGUCACAUCACCAAGGAAACUCCUUCCACCGUCAGCACAAACUAGCGCACCAAAGCGAACGCUUCCACCUAAAACUUUGGCAAAUUAUUUUAAAGUGUCUCCCAAGCCAAAAAAUAAUGACGAAGUGGUACUUCCGGAAAAUUAUAAAGGAAUAAAAAAUUCUUGUGAGCAAAAACCAGUUAUUCAGACUCAGGCUACGAACACAACGAGGUCAAAUGUCAAAGAAUUUGGAGCUGAGGAACCCAACAGGAAAAAUGCAACAUCUCUCAUUCUUUUUGAGGAGGUUGAUGUCAUUUUUGAAGAAGAUGCUGGGUUUUUGAAUGCAAUCAAAACAUUCAUGGCAACAACUAAAAGACCUGUGAUCCUUACUACUAGUGAUCCAACAUUCAGUUUAAUGUUUGAUGGCUGCUUUGAAGAAAUUAAUUUCAGUACUCCUUCGCUUCUAAAUGUUGCGAGCUACCUACAGGUGAUCUGCUUGGCUGAGAACUUUAGAACUGACGUGAAAGACUUUGUAACAUUGUUAACUGCAAAUACUUGUGAUAUCAGAAAAAGUAUCCUUUACUUACAAUUCUGGAUUAGAAGUGGAGGUGGAUUUUUAGAAGAAAGGCCAUUAUCCCUUUGUCGAGGAAAUAGCAGAAACGUUCAACUUGUUUGCUCUGAAGAUGGCCCGGAUUCCAAAAAUAAACCUAAAAAUACUAAAAGGAGUCCUACAGACCUUCCCAAAUGUGACACUGGCUGUGUUGAGACCUUGUUUGGCCUUAAGAACAUUUUUUCCCCAUCUGAAGAUUUAUUUUCAUUUCUAAAGCACAAAAUCACAACAAAGGAAGAGUGGCAUCAGUUCAUCCAACUUCUUACAGAAUUCCGAAAGCAGAAUGUAGAUUUCUUAUAUAGUAAUCUUGAGUUCAUUCUACCACUACCUGUUAACAUCAUUCCAGAAACAGAAAACUUUUAUGGUUCAUCAGUAAGUGUGGACCCCAGUGCAGCAACAAAAAAUAUCAAGUGUCUUGCUAGGAAGCAUUCUGAAGAAGAGAAGCCAUCGAAAAAGCCACAAAAAAAGAAACAAAAGAAGAAGAUGGUAGUUCUAGAUGAUAGUGACUUAUUUGACACUGAAUUGGACUUCUCUAAUGAAUUUCUUAGCCCUUCCCCUGCAUCUUCCUCCUCAAAUUCAGAAGAAAGCAAAACCAGAGACAAAGAAAGCAAUCCAGAGACAAAGAAACUGAACAGAUGUUCAGAGCCUAACUUGGAAUCUAUUCCUCGUCCUCCUAAAACACCAGCAGAAAAGAAAUGUUCUGCCCUUGUUUCUCACUGUUUAAAUUCUCUCACUGAGUUCAUGGAUAACAUGUCCUUCUUAGAUGCUCUUUUAACUGAUGGAGGAGAACGAAAGGAGUUUGGUCAAAAUGACUUCAGUUGGACAAAUGUGAAAAGCGGACUUUGUGAUGAGUUUAGCCUGGAGAACAGUGAUGGAUGGACUUCUCAGAGCUCUGGAGAAUUAAAGGCAGCCGUAGAAGCUCUCAGCUUUACUAAGUGUUCGUCUACUAUUUCAAAAGCACUGGAAAGCUCCUUGAAUUCUUGCAAGAAAUCAGGAAGAGAUCCAACGAAAGAGCUUACUCUUUAUGUUUCACAAAAGCGCAGCAACGUAUACUUCAGUCAGUCAGCGGCUAAUUUAGACAGUGCCUGGAAGAGGAUAGCAGUCAUUAAAAGUGUAUUUUCUAGCCGAUCCCUUCUGAACCUGGGUAACAGACAAGCUCGUAUAAUUGAGUACUUGCCAACUCUUCGGAACAUUUGUAGGACUGAGAAGCUAAAAGAACAAGGAAAAAGUAAAAGAAGGUUCCUACACUAUCUUGAAAGUAUUCAUCUUAACAUUUCGAAAGACACUGUGAACACUUUGGCAGCUGGCUUCCCUUAAUAUUCCACAUUAACAAUGCCUUGUACAGAUUAUUAUGUGCUCCUCAAGAUACAUUUUUAUAUUGAUUUUCAUGGAAGAAUUUCUUUCUCUUAGUGUACAUUUAAAACACACUAUUUGUAUAUUUUUUUAUUAGUGUGCAAAUAUUUAAAAUGAAAAAAUUUGAGUUACAAAUUGUAUUUAUGAUUGUGGUGGGUUUUUUUUCUGAAAUUUUUUGUAUUAUUUGACUUAGCUUGUAUUUUUGCAUGUGAGCGAGCUGUUUCUAGAAGGUAGUAUUCACUAUAUUUCUAAAGAGCUUUCACUGUUAAAUUAAUCCAUAAUUUUUCUCUUUCCUGUUACCUUUAAUCCACUCUCUCCAGCCCAGUUCUGUCACGUUGUAUAUAUGAAUCAUCUAGGUGUUAGUCUCAUUCACACAGUACAAAAUUAUGUAAUACAUAAAAACUUGUUAGAAGGGAAGAAAUUUUGCUUCAUUUUUCAAAAAGUACCAUCUUCCCGAUAAGUUUUAGUGUAUUCCUUCAGCGUGUUUUGCCAUUGACUCAUUGAAUGCUGACAAAGUGAAAAUAAGAUCAUGAAUUGUCAUUUUCAUAAAUCUUUUUUAGCAACCAUACAUGUGAUAUCUUGUAUAUUUUGCCAACUCACAUCAUUUGCCUUGUACAUUUUUCUUGUACUUUUAUAUCAGUGAUGUUUUAUUUCAUAAAAAUGUUAAUGCUGUUAAUAUAUCUAUUUUCGACAAACUGCUAUUCAUUAAAAUUGUAACAAAGGAGGAUUCUACUAUGGACUUUCUACAUCAUAGUCAUUUCCACUUAAGGUUGUUUUUGGAGAAAGUAUGUAUUUUUAAUUGCAAGAUUUUAAAAUCCCACAUUUCACUUAAAAUCAUUUUUGGAAUCAUAUAAUCAAGUAUAUCUGAAAAUAGUUUCCUAUUUCAAAUGUUUAUAUUAUGUAUUAGCCUAGAAUUCAGUUACAUUAUCUGGUGAAUUUUAUGUUUACCUCAAAGGUAAGGAUCCUAAUUUUGUACAGAUGGAAAAUAUUGAUGUAUACCUGUGUACAAAUGUGUAUGAAAAUACAUUUUUACCUCUUAUUCAGUCUA